AUGUUGGAUCAUCAAAUAACCGGUGUUCAUUAUGCAUGCUCUGCAUCGGAUUUACUAGAUGGUAACUGCCAACAGAGAAUUACAAAAUCUGGUGCGACUGUAAGGGUAUGCUCAUGUUCUAAUGCAGAUUUCUGCAAUCAAGAUCAGUGGUCUACAGUUAAAGAUAAGUCAGCAAUCGAAACAGAUUCUAAGGGAACUCAGCUACCAGACGAUACUCCUGCAUCUAAACAACAGUCACUGCCACUAACAACUUCUUUAUACUUAAUUGCUGUUGCAUCAUUAGUAAUUUUGUUUGUUUAG
This is a messenger RNA of Enterobius vermicularis (human pinworm), 300 nucleotides long. Lineage: Eukaryota; Metazoa; Nematoda; Chromadorea; Rhabditida; Oxyuridae. The record is from the annotation of a GenBank genome assembly.